Torulaspora globosa is the source of this 600-nucleotide messenger RNA. It is a transcript of the gene CUE1, whose product is annotated as Cue1p. Bases 1 to 600 code for a protein of 199 amino acids. Lineage: Eukaryota; Fungi; Ascomycota; Saccharomycetes; Saccharomycetales; Saccharomycetaceae. The transcript has a single exon. Gene Ontology annotation, molecular function: ubiquitin binding. The record is from RefSeq and is a predicted model, not a curated record.
AUGGAUAAGUCUACUGUAACGUUUUUGGUCACUAUAAUAAUUGGCUUCAUACUUUUGAAAUGGUUUACGCAGGCGGAACAGCAUCCUUCUGCUCGGCAGCUUGCCGGUGAGGAAACUGGCCAGACAAGAGGGGCCAAUGCUGGGCAUCAGCAAGCAACAGAAUCAAGCCGGCAAUUUGCCACCCGCCGCGUGAGAAGAGCCGUGACUCCUGAUAUGAUUGAAGUGGUUCAGAGCCUGGCUCCCCAUUUGCACGUCGAGCAGAUCAGAUACAGUCUGGAACAGACUGGAUCAGUAGAAGAGACCGUUGAGCGAUUUUUAAGAGGCGAUGACUUUCCUUAUCCGCCUGGGUACAGGGCCACCCCGGCAAACAGGGCAUCUCCAAGGGGCACCGUCGAUCACGGUGAUCCAAGGAAGAAAGACAACAUAAGACCAGAUAACCUGCUGGAGAAAUUCAACGUGGAUCUUUCCGAGGACCUCAGCGGGCAAGAUGUCAAAGACAUGGAUAUCGAGGCGAGGAAGAAGUUUAUGGUUUGGCAAGCAAGGAGGAACCUGGAAAAGAGAUUAGAAACUGAUGAGAGCUUGAGAAGUCUUGUAAAUUGA